Molecule: messenger RNA, 1058 nt
Organism: Nylanderia fulva
Lineage: Eukaryota; Metazoa; Arthropoda; Insecta; Hymenoptera; Formicidae
Source: RefSeq, a predicted model, not a curated record
AUAACUAGACUAGACUGACGUUUGGCAACAGUGUGCGUCUUCCGAACGAUUAUCGACACCUAAACAUAACCCAAAGCAGACAGUUUGAAGCGAGGUGUAUCGUCGCCUUCAAAAUAGAAAAAAAAGGAAAAAUGCACACGUCCAAUAAUUUUACUCUUCGAGGCGGCGACGCAGCUUUCGCCAACAGACAGAGAUUAUUAUUCGAUCAGCUGUCGAUCGCCGAAAGCAGCUGCAACAAACGUUCCAUAUCCGAGGUGGAGGAUACCGAAAUGGACGAAUGCGAGAGGAGUUUAACUUCGAGGGACGAUCGGAGGCAGAAGAGAGAAAUGAAGAAAUUUCGUGGCAAAGAGAGCAUCUUCAAACGUCCCGAGGGUCCAGCACCGCGUGCGAAUUUCAGGAAUAUCCCAGAUUAUCACAGAAAUCCGCACAAAUGGGUCAAGUAUAGUUUGGAUGAUGUAUCUAGCGAGGACAUGACAGAUCGCAGCAACAUGCAAGCUGCCAUGUCAUUUCUGAAGGAGCUGAAGGCACGCAGGGAAAAGGAAGAGGUCGAUCAGUGUGAGGAGAAGAUGGAUGUCGAACUUGAAUCAGAUUCGCAAGGUUCCACGGAGUUUAAAUCUAAGAAAUGUACAACGUCGCAAAUCAGAUUUAGAAAACCACAGACGAAAGAUGAGACGGAACAUUCUGAAGCAGACAGUAAACUUGUAUUCAAAAGUACUAAGAUUGUCUUGCCGGAAUAUGUAGUUGGACAGAAACCAAAGAAAUCUAAACAGAAUAGACCUGUGGUUAAAGUUGAUCGUUCAAAAGAACUCAGAUUAGAUCAUUUACAAGAACCAGAUGAAGAAGAAGAUAACAGAGAUGUGUAAAGUUAUUGUACACAUGCAAAUGUAUGUAAAAACUAAUUAUAUAUAUAUUUUUUCUUAGUUAAGAUUUUAAAAUGCACGAGUUUAUAAUCUUUAUGAACAAAUGUAAAUACUUAUUAAAAUUCGUGCAUAUUUUUUAAUUGAUAGCUGCAUAAUAUCAAGUGCAUAAGAUUACUGCAAAUAAAAAAUAAAUGAAUA